CACCAGUACAGAAUCACCAACCCAGCAAGACUGACACCACAGUUAUCACCACCACCACCACCACUGCCACCGCCGCCGCCACCGCCACCGCCACCACCACCGCCACCACCACCACCGCCACCACCACUGCUGACCAAACAAGACUGGUAUAGAGAGAGGGUUUAUGCGGCUCCUUCCUCCAAGUACCCUUCAGGAGAACUCGUCAGCAACACAGCAAGGUGAUCUCGCCAGUAACGGCAGCGUGAGCCAGUGGUCCCUGGGCCUGGGCGAGCAGUACCAGCAGGGAUACUUCCCCCAGUACCAGCACCCCCAGCAGGCAGUGUACCCCGACCAGUCAUUCUACCACCACCACCAGGUCUACCAGCAGACCUACUACUUCCAGCCACACCAGCAGCACCACCAGCACCACCAGUACUCAGGCCAGGCUGCACAUGGUGGCGGGCAGCAGCUGCAGCAGUGUUCUCUAGGCCCUGAACAGCAGCAGCAGCAGCUGCAGCAGCAGGCACACCAGCAGCAGGCACAGCAGCAGCAGACACAGCAGCAGCAGGCACAGCAGCAGCAGCAGCAGCAGCAGGGUGCAGAGCGCGGGCAGUGCUGGGAGUGCAGCGCGGUGCUCCAGGAUGUGGCACUCCUGCGUAACCACGUGGCACUGUUUCACCCCUACGCACAAGUCUUCAGCUGCAAUCUGUGCCCGCAUGUGUUCCCCAGCCACACACAGCUUACGCAGCACUACAGCACCUCCCACCUGGUAGGCGAGCUCGUCAGCUCUCCCGAGGGCAGCAGCCAGCGCCAGGCCCCGCCAGACGCCAAGGGCGAGGCCGAGGCGCCGCCCUCCCUCAAGCCCAAGAAGACCCCCGCCAGGAAGCGCCCCAAGGCGCGGCCCGGCCCUGCGGGCAGGCAGGGUGCCGAGGGGCAGCAGGGCGGCCUGUGCUGCGUGCAGUGCCUCGUGAGCCACUUCCCGAGCCAGGCGGAGUUCGAGGCGCACCACCUGAGCCACGUGCGCGAGCGGAGUGUGCGCGUGCGCCUCAAGCAGCUCACUCGCUACCAGCUCAGGAAGGCCAAGGUCAAGGUGGAGUCAAGGAAGAAGAAUUCAUCACUCAAGCUGAAGCUCAAAAUCUCCAAAGUGGGUCGUGGCCGAGGUCGUAAGCGCAGGGAGGUCAAAAUACUGAGCGAAGAGGGCAUGAGUGACACCCCAAACAGUUUUCAGGACCAAGAAGGACUGGAAGCUGAGCCCCAGGAGGAGUCGGAGGGUAGGGAGGAGGGCGGCGCGGCGGCGGCGGCGGCGGCGGCGGCGGCGGCGGAGUGGGAAGAGAGUGGCGGAGACAGCGAGGAGCAGGAGGCCAGCAGGUCCUCUGCUGAGCCCCAGGACUCAGAGGAGCGGCUGGAGCAAGACUCACUGCCCGGGCAUGACGACCUUGGGGGGGCCAAGGAGCAGGACGGCCAGCAGGAGGACCUCCACUACUCGCAGCAGGAACAGGACUACCACCAGCAGGAGCAGGAUUACCAGCAGGAAGAGCAGGAGUACCAGCAGCAGCAGCAGCAGCAGCAGGAGCAAGAGCAGGACCAGCAGCAGCAGCAGCAGCAGGAGCAGGAGUACGGGCAGGAUUACCCGCAGGACCUGUCAGAGCAGGGUGAGCCGCAGGAGCAGGACAAGGAGGAGGAAGGGUACCAGGAGGCCCCCGAGGGCGGGGAGCAGAGUGACGGCAGCAACAGCGGCUUCAACCCUGAGUUUGGCGAGCAGGAGCUGCAGUACGGCGAGGCGGAGGGCGGCGACGGCCAGCAGACCUACCAGCCGCAGUUUGAAUCCUACCCCACCGCCAGCUGGUUCACUGAUUACGAGUCUGGACCGCGGAUAGCUGCGGCCAUGGCGGGCGCCACGGCGACCGAGAACGCCAGCGACGGGGGCGCCUGGGCCGGGGGGGCGGAGGGCGCCGCAAACCCCUCGUACAGCGGCGGCUCCUCUCCCCAGGAUAAGGGGUCCUCCGGGGGUCCGGUAAACGGCGGCACCAGCGAGGGCGACGGCGAGGACGGCCUGUUCAGCCAGGCGGUGCUGGGCCAGGAGUCCCCUGAGAAGAGUGACCGCCAGGGCAGCUUUGAGCAGCUGUGUCUCAACGACUCCUUCAGCGGCCAGGGCGAGGGCGAGGGAGACGAGGACCCUCAGCAGCAGCAGCAACAACAGCAGCAGCAGCAGGACCACCUGGCCUCGCCCCAGGAGCAGCAGCAGCAGGGCGCAGGCGUGGCCAGUGACCUGCUGUCAGAGCUGGAGUACUUGAACAACAGUGGGCAAGCCCAAGGCGAUCUGCAGCCCGGCUCCCAGUCUGGCCAGAUAGAUGGCUCCCCUCAUAGCGGCGGCCCCUCCCCCCACAGCGGUGGCCCCUCUCCCCACAGUGCGGGGCCCGGCACCCCCUCCCACCUCAGCUCCCGAGGCUCAAACUCUGGCACGCCCACCUCCUCGGGGGGCCACCCCACGCCCCCGCCCUCAGACACGUCCUUCAGGGCCCUGGCCACCAGCCCCAUCACCAGCCCCACCCAGCAGCCCACCUCUCCCUCCCUGCACAAGGGCGCCACGCCCCCCGUCACCUCCCCACUGCAGCAGAUCCAUUCCCCGCAGCAGGCUGGAGAGCAGCAGCAGCAGCAGCAACAGCAGCAGCAGCAGCAGCAGCAGCAGCAGCAGGCGGGAUCCGUGCCGCGCCUCACCAUUGCCAACAAUCUGAUGGCGUCCACCACCAGUGCCAUCAGCUCCCACCUGCUGGCGUCCACCACCACCACCAGCCAGGCGGGCGUGGGCAUGAUGGGCCGCUACGGGCAGCAGUGGUCCCAGGCGGCGGGCUACACCGGCGCUGCAGGGUACCCAGGCCUGCCCGGCACCACCAUCGCCAGCACCAACAUGCCGGGGCCGCUGCGUGCCCCUCUGCCCCCCAGCGUGGGCAUGCAGUACCGACCCAGCCCGCCCCCCCGUGUGCGCGGCAGACCACCCCUCAUCGGCCACGUGGGGCGGCCCCCCCUCCACCAGGCAGCCCACUUACAGCCCACCCGAGGGCCGGGCCGACCCCCGGCCUCCUCCAUCCUGCCACCGCCCCUCAUGCCGGCCCCAGGGGGGCGGGGGGGCAUGAUGCCGCCCCUGCAGCGCAUGCACCAGCCCAUGUAUCCCGGGCAGCGCCCCGCCGCCCCGCAGCAGCAGAGCGCCGCGGGCAAGAGGCAGAUGCUGGGCGCGGCGGGGCACUCCCCCAGCAAGACAGCGCGGCGCGAGGACAUCAACGUGCCCUCGCGCCAGAAGGACAACGAGUGUCAGAUCAUCGCUGUGGCCAACAGGAGUGACGGCCUGCCCGUCAUCUCCAACGUGCAGGGAGGGUCCGCCGCCCCCGCCCCCCAGCGCGGCUCCGUGCCCGCCACCACGGAGUCCACCAUCAACCUGAGUGACUCCAUCACGCUCAGCGUGCGCGCCUCGGCGGGCGGCAAGGACGGCAGUGGGCGGGGGGAACGCGGCGGCCCCGAAGCUGGGGCCGUGGCCAACCUGCUGGCCUCGCGGGGCAUCACCGUCACCCCGGCGGCGGGGGAGCGGCAGGACGGCGGCAGUGGGCGUGACGACCGGCGGCUGCCCACUGCCCAGGAGCUGAACCUGUCCUCCGCCAUCUCGGUGCACCCGCCCACGCAACGGGAGCGCGAGGGCAGUGGGCGCGAGAGGGACAGGGAUGGCUUCGCGGUGCCCCAGGCGCCGCCCACUCGGAGCAGCGUGUCCAACAGCAACGUGGAGCGGCCGCCGCGGCCCCCCACCGUGGACCUGACGCAGGACGUGCCCGCCUCGGGGGCGCAGGGCACCAGGCACAAGUGCCACCAGUGUGACCGCAGCUUCCCCACGGCCAGCCUGCUGGCGGACCACAGCCGCGUGCACCAGCAGCAGCAGCAGUCCAGGAUGCCCUUCAAAUGCCACCUGUGCACGGCGGGCUUCUCCACGCAGAAGGGGCAGCAGCACCACUACCAGCAGUUCCACCAGCUGCACCUGUCUGCCGGGGACGUGGCCAUCCCGCUGGUGGACCUGCGCAGCCCCGUCAACGUGCAGCGCAUGGCUGCGCUCGGCAUCCGCUCCUUCCUGCCGCUCACCAACCUGCAGAACCGCGGCGCCGGCGGCGUGGUGGGCGUGCCCAUCCUCACCCUGGAGAACCUGCGCAACGGCCACAUGACGCUGCAGCAGUGGGGCGUGAGCGACGUGCUGUCCCUGGGCCCCGCCAAGACCCUCAACAUGCCGCGGUAAUCGCGGCCGCCGCGGCGCCACGCACGGGGGCAGUAUGGCGCGCCCCAGAAGGUACAAAGCGGCGUUUGCUGGAGACUCACCGUCUGUAUACGAAGGUGUCCUGGCGCGGCGUGAAGCCCGCGAGGCGAGGCGGAGCUUUGGUUCACCUUAUCCUGAGUUAGUUCUCAGUCUUGUUUGCAUUAUUGCCAAAAGGGACGACACACCUUAUAUUUAUUUCCUAGAGUACGGUACCAUAAGUUAACGGAGACAGUAUUGUGAGCACUGUUCCGGGACAGUGGUGGUGACGGACGCAGCCACGGAAAACACAUUCCUUUCACCAAGAGCAAACAAAAUGACAGUAAGGAAACUUUUUGCCGGCGACCAAAACACGAAGGUGCGCAAAGUGUUCUUCAGUUGUGUCAUUUAACGUAUUUUCACAGAAUACUUUGAUUUUGUAAACUAAUGUACAAAUGUUUGUAUAUAGUUUUAUAUAUUUUCUAUAAAUGUGAAAUAAAUUAGAAUCUGA
Messenger RNA from Scylla paramamosain (green mud crab), 4757 nucleotides. RefSeq lists its product as uncharacterized. The record is from RefSeq and is a predicted model, not a curated record. Lineage: Eukaryota; Metazoa; Arthropoda; Malacostraca; Decapoda; Portunidae.